CAUACAGAGCCCACUUGGGCCAGUCGGAAGCUGUCGAACCUGGCACCAUCACCAGACGAGCCUAAAAGCAUUUUGAAGAAUACAAGUAAAUAAUGACGAUAUGAUGUUAAAGCGGACAGGCAGAGACUCUAUGGUCAGGUUUGAGUUUGACCAUGUCACUCCGAUUUCAUGCACAGAUUUCGUGAAUAACAAAAGCAGGACACUCAAGAACAUUGACUUGCAAACUCUGUACGAAGACAAAGAAAAUUCCAGUAUGUUGUCUGUACAAAUACAUAGUAAACGCAGCUGGGAGUUGCAUGUCGCAAAGUCAAGGCAGGUACGAACCAAUCAAAGCAUACACGAAGUCAGACAAGGCAGAGUCAAGGAGAGUCAGUCCUGUCCAUUCAGAGGAUAAGUUCAAAUCAGCUGAGAAUAUCUUUAUCCCUGAUGUGGAGAGUGAUAAACAGAUGUACUCGAAGGAGUAUGUGGAUGAGCUUCAGAGUUUUUAUCAAAACGAAAGAGAAAGCUUGAAAUUGAGAAUUGAUAGAAUUUACAAAGAAAAUGAUGAUUCAAAAAUCAAACUCUUAGAUCAAAUUAAUUAUCUUAAUGCUCAGUUAGAAGAGAACUCAGAGAAACAUAAAACAGAGAUGAUUAAAUUAAAUGAAGAAAAAUCUAAUAAACUUGCAAGAAUCAUUAGAGAAAAGGAUACUCUUUUGACUGAGUCAAAAGACCAAAUUUAUGAGUUGAAAAAUGAACUUUCUAAGAUGACUCUCAAAUACACAGAUCUUAAUGAAGAUUUUAAGAGAGUAAAGUUUGACCUUCAAUCUCAAGUUGAUAAUCUCACUCAGCAGUUAAACAAUCAGGUAGAAAUCUUUGACUGCACAAAAGGGGACUACGAGUACAGGAUCAAUUCCUCAAGAGAAAGGUUUGACCUAGAUAGAGAUCAGUUGAAGAAGGAAUAUGAAAAACUAAUCAGCAGCAUGAGAUCAGAGCACAAGGCAGCUCAAGAGGAUCUUUCUAAAGUAAUUCAGGCCAAGAAAUAAAGAGAUAUCAUGACUUCGAAAGGACAUGGGCGACCUCAAGCUAUCGUUUAACACACGUAUAAAUGACCUAGAGGCGUCUAAUUAUGAUCUAGUAGAGUCUCUUAAGUCUUCACAGAAGAUAGCAGAUAUGCAAAUGGCUGAGAAUAAGAAAUUGAUAUCGAGAAAGAUUAGCGCACAGAAAGAAGUAAAGAUGGCCAAAAAGGAAAUGGAGGUGAUGAGAGAGGAAUAUUUAAAGGCUAUCAAGGAAAACAGAGAAUUAGAAGGGAGAAUUAGUAAACUCGACAAACUAGUCUACGGCGCUAAUCUCAAGACUAAGAAGACGAGACUAUAAUCACCA
This is a messenger RNA of Moneuplotes crassus, 1359 nucleotides long. Lineage: Eukaryota; Ciliophora; Spirotrichea; Euplotida; Euplotidae. The record is from the annotation of a GenBank genome assembly.